AUGGCGCAAAGAACAACCGUCAGGACGACCUACGAGGUCGAGCGCACGUUGCAGCCAAUCUACUCUGGCGGAAGCAUUGCGCUUAGUGAAGAUGGGCGCAUCUUGGCCGCAUGUCUCGGCGAGGAGGCACUGCUCACACAUCUUUCGACCGGGAAGGAGUUGGGCAGGGCUGAGGGCGACGGCGAGGCCAUUACAUCGCUGGCUCUAACACCCUCCGCCUCGCACCUCAUUGUAUGCUCGCGCUCGCUGUCGAUGCGCAUCUAUGCUCUGCAACCCUCGGAAACGGACGACGAAACCAUACAAAUCGAGCUCCUUCGAUCGCUGAAGCCGCAUGCGGGCUCUGUAGUGACGCUAGCCGUGGACAGCACGGGCACCCUCGUGGCAACCGGCGGUGCAGAUGGCGUCGUCAAGAUCUGGGAUAUCCGCGCAGGCUACACGACACAUACCUUCCACGGCCAUGGCGGCGUUGUGUCUGCGCUCCACUUCUUCCAGGUCGAGGUGACGGCAAAAGACGACACUGCAGACAGCAGCAAGAAGAGGAAACGGAGCAAAUCCCAGCAGAGAUCGGACGAAGCCCAAGGCGAAGUCACGCUGGAGUACCGACUGGCUUCCGGUGCCGAGGAUGGCAAGAUCCGUGUUUGGGAUCUACACAAGAAGAAGAGCAUCGCUGUGCUGGACUCGCACGUAUCCGUUGUGCGUACGCUGCAGUACUCGUCGCAAGAGAAGGUGCUGGUAUCAGGAAGCAGAGACAAGACGCUGAUACUAUGGGCUUCGGCGAAAUGGAAGCAACAACGCACCAUUGCUGCCUUGGAAGGCGUUGAGAGCGCAGGCUUCCUCGCGAACGGACAAAUCAUAUACUCGGGUGGAGAACAUGGCAAUGUUCGAUUGUGGUCCACAGCAGCUGGCCAGGAGCUGACAGAAGAGCAAGAGCCAGGAAACGAGACGGAUGAGAUUGUCAACAUACUCCACUACGCCUCCCUUCCCUACCUGAUCUCGGUCCACGCUGAGCAGGUCUUGAACUUCCAUUCGCUGAAAUCAAUCGAGCUACCUUUCGUCGAAGAAACCAUCGAGCCACUCUCCAUAUUCCGGCGCGUAUCGGGUACACACGACGAAGUGAUUGACAUCGCCUACGUCGGACGGGACAGGUCGCUCCUAGCCCUGAACACAAACUCCGAGGACAUUCGUAUAGUCACUUUGAAAGAAGAUGCAGCUGAGGGGAGAUAUUUCGGUGCAGAUGUGGGCGUGCUAGAAGGGCAUGAAGACAUUGUCAUUUGUCUGGAUGUAGAUUGGUCAGGGCAUUGGCUAGUCACAGGUGCCAAAGACAACACUGCGCGACUAUGGCGACUGGACCCGGAGAACAACUCCUUCGAGUGCGCCGCUAUUCUCACCGGUCACGCCGAGUCUCUUGGUGCAAUCGCUCUUCCCCACACAGUGCCCCAAGAGUCCUCGGCCGCGUUCACAGACCCACUGUCUCACCCACCAGCGUACAUUGUCACAGGUUCCCAGGAUCGAACAGUGAAGCGAUGGGACAUCACCAAGGAUACAAAGAAGCUACGUGCAAAGUACACACGGAAGGCCCACGACAAAGACAUCAACGCUAUCGAUGUCGAUCCUUCUGGCACCCUCUUCGCAUCAGCAUCACAGGACAGGACAGUCAAGAUCUAUUCGGCAGCGGAAGGUGAAGCCGUCGGUGUCCUUCGAGGGCAUCGCCGUGGCGUCUGGACAGUCAAGUUCGCACCAAAAACGUCACAGGUUCCGAACUCUGGCAACAAGGGCCUGAUAGCCACAGGAAGUGGAGAUAAGACUGUCAAGAUUUGGAGCCUAUCAGACUACUCCUGCUUACUGACACUUGAAGGCCACUCUAACAGUGUGCUCAAGCUCGCAUGGCUACCCUAUCGACCCGUCGACGCGCGCGACAAGCGUGGCCCGCAGGUAGCAUCCGCCGCUGGUGACGGUCUUGUCAGGAUCUGGGACUCUGCUUCAGGUGAAUCCAUGUCUACACUCGACAACCACGAAGACCGCGUCUGGGCUCUCGUCGCACACCCCGAAACAGGCGCCUUGGUGUCUGGUGGCGGAGACAGCAUCAUCACUUUCUGGAAAGACACAACCACCUCAACACUGGAAGCCGCCACAACAGCCGAAACAGAGCGUGUAGAGCUCGACCAGAAGUUGCAGAACUACACAUAUUCAGGCAACUACCGUGAAGCCAUCACCCUGGCGCUACAGAUGGAUCAGCCAGGCCGCUUGUUCGCUCUCUUCAAGAGCGUUGCCGAGACAGAACAACCAGACGAGGGGAGCCUGUCUGGUCUCAACGCCGUCGACGAUGUCCUAGGAAACCUCGCGGACGAACAACUCUACAAACUCCUCCUUCGCCUGCGCGACUGGAACACAAACGUCCGAACCGCACCCGUAGCUCAAAAGAUGCUCUGGACAGUCGUCAAGUCGUAUCCUGCCUCGAGAUUGGCCAGCCUGAGACCAAAAGGCAAGGUCGGAGCCAAGGGCAGCCUGAAGGAUGUUCUCGAUGCGAUACGCGCGUACUCGGAGAGGCACUACAAGAGGGUCGAGGAGUUGGUGGACGAGAGCUAUCUCUUGGACUUUACGCUCAGGGAGAUGGACGAGGUGGGCGAUGUGAAGGCCAUCACGAAUGGUACGUCACGGCUGGAAUUGGACCGUGAUGUGGUCAUGGCGGAAUAA
Molecule: messenger RNA, 2694 nt
Organism: Ascochyta rabiei
Lineage: Eukaryota; Fungi; Ascomycota; Dothideomycetes; Pleosporales; Didymellaceae
Product: U3 small nucleolar RNA-associated protein 13
Exons: 2
Coding region: 1-2694 (897 amino acids)
Biological process (GO): endonucleolytic cleavage to generate mature 5'-end of SSU-rRNA from (SSU-rRNA, 5.8S rRNA, LSU-rRNA); endonucleolytic cleavage in 5'-ETS of tricistronic rRNA transcript (SSU-rRNA, 5.8S rRNA, LSU-rRNA)
Cellular component (GO): nucleolus; small-subunit processome; 90S preribosome
Molecular function (GO): U3 snoRNA binding; protein binding
Source: RefSeq, a predicted model, not a curated record